This is a messenger RNA of Rhizophagus irregularis DAOM 181602=DAOM 197198, 570 nucleotides long. NCBI's taxonomy places the organism in Eukaryota, Fungi, Glomeromycota, Glomeromycetes, Glomerales, Glomeraceae. The record is from RefSeq and is a predicted model, not a curated record.
AUGCUGUAUGCUGAGCGCAUUAUUUCUGCAGAAAAAAAAAAUAAAUUAAUUUACAAAGUAGAUAUUGAUGUAGCUUAUAAUGAAAUUUUAAGGCUAUUCGAACUACAAGGUUCCAGAAUCUUUUGGCCAAAUACUAAUAAGCAAUCAGAUUUAAAUAAAGAUCCUUUCCAUUCAGAAUUAAAUGAUAAUAAACGUAAAUUUAGUACUACUGGAGCUCCACCAAAGUCAUCAGCAAAACCAAGGAAGCCAUCACGAAUUUUAUGUAGCUUAGAAAAUAAUGAAUCCUUUUCAAUUCAACAAAGAACAACAAAACGUACUCAAAAACAAAUUCAUGCACAUAAGGAAAAUAAAUCUAAUUUGGAAUCACUCACAUACGAAAAUAAUAAUAAUAUAACUUCAUAUAAUCCAUAUUUUGAUUUAAAUACUACCACCAGUCUUCCUUUAUCUACCCCAAUUACAUUUCCUUUACAUACGAAUAUUUCUUUCCAACCCAUAUAUUCAACUUAUACAGUUCCUAAUAAUUCCUAUAAUAAUUCUCAAGAACAUUCUUACCUUUCUAUUAGAAAAUAG